AUGUCUGUGGUCAAGCCCGCGCCCGUGCGCCGUUCGAUGCGGCUCUCAAGCACCAGCAAGCCUAUUGAACUGUCCAAGAUAGAUUCAGUCGCUCCAACUCCUGCACGGAAGCGACGCAAGGCGGUCGUGUCCGAGUCUCCCAACACACUCCCUCCCUUGCUGCCUGCUGAGGAGGUGGCCCAAUGCACCACCCUAGUCCAACCGAAACUUCCUUUCUCCCUUGCGGAAGCUCAAGAGCAUCUCUGCCGUGUAGAUCCUCGCUUCCAUACCCUGUUUGCUCAGAUGGAUCUCAAGAUGUAUGAGGAAUUGCGCGACGGACAGGUGAAGGAACUCAAUCUUUUCCGCGUGUUGACCACCUCCAUCCUCGGACAGCAGAUCUCCUGGCUUGCAGCACGCAGUAUUAUGUACAAAUUCUGCCGCGUAUUUGAUCCUAGCCUGCCGUUACAACCUGAUUUUGAGCAUCUACCUAAGGAUAAACUACCCUUUCCCACACCGCUCCAGGUGCUCGAUGCGACGGACGAAUCUCUACGAAGCGCCGGCCUGAGCUCGGCUAAAAUCACAUAUGUACGUGAUGUUGCUCGGCGGUUUGGCGAUGGCCGUCUGGAUGUCCGCAAGAUUGUCGGCAUGGACCCAGAGGCUUGCAUCGCUGAGCUUGUCCAGGUCAGGGGGGUAGGCCGCUGGACAGCCGAAAUGCUUCUCAUGUUUGCGUUGCGCAGCCCAGAUGUGUUGCCUGUAGGCGAUUUGGGCGUGCAGCGCGGCAUUGUCCGCUUUUACCUAGCCGAUACCGCUGGGCUCAUCGUAUCAGCACAGAAGCGGAAAAGCAGCUACGUUCCUGCCGACCAGACGUCCAAGUGCCCAUUUCCAGCGUCGACCUUGUCUCUCGAGGACUUGCGCUUGCGCGCGCAAGGGAAGAAGACGGCAAGAAAGAUGUAUCUGGAUCCGCACGAGAUGGCCGCGCUUGCUGAGCCGUGGGCCCCUUUCCGCUCGGUGGCCUGCAUGUUCAUGUGGUCGAUUGAGGGCUAA
Molecule: messenger RNA, 1023 nt
Organism: Malassezia sympodialis ATCC 42132
Lineage: Eukaryota; Fungi; Basidiomycota; Malasseziomycetes; Malasseziales; Malasseziaceae
Gene: MAG1
Product: DNA-3-methyladenine glycosylase II
Biological process (GO): base-excision repair; DNA alkylation repair; base-excision repair, AP site formation
Cellular component (GO): nucleus; protein-DNA complex
Molecular function (GO): alkylated DNA binding; DNA-3-methyladenine glycosylase activity; DNA-7-methylguanine glycosylase activity
Source: RefSeq, a predicted model, not a curated record